Messenger RNA from Stereum hirsutum FP-91666 SS1, 1200 nucleotides. RefSeq lists its product as uncharacterized. The transcript is spliced from 13 exons. The record is from RefSeq and is a predicted model, not a curated record. Lineage: Eukaryota; Fungi; Basidiomycota; Agaricomycetes; Russulales; Stereaceae. Bases 1 to 1200 code for a protein of 399 amino acids.
AUGUCUAACUCAACACAGGUGUCACCGGCGGAUGCCGAAUUCUUUUACAUCUCUCUUCUCGGCAAUUAUAUCACCCUGUCGUCAAUCUCACUCUAUGUGUACGACGUACUCUCAACACUCCCCACAGAGGUGGUUACCGUCUGGACGAAGCCGUUGUCUGUUGCCUCUGCGAUGUAUAUCAUGAACAAAUACAGUUUCCUGCUGUAUGUCAUUGGCAAUUAUUUGAUGCUCUUCACGAGCAACAUCGCUUCUCCUGCUGGGUGCAAUGCGAUGGGAUAUAUCUUCAGUGUCCUCUCCUCUGUCUCUCGUGUCUUAACAAACAGUCUAUACGCGCUUCGAGUUUAUGCUCUUUACAACAGGCAUCGUGGAAUCCUGGCUAUCCUGGCCUUUCUGAUUAUAGCUCAGGCUACCCUCAAUGUGCUCAUCAAUAUAGGUCUUAGUUUUCACACAUCAACAGAUGAUCUCCUCACUACCGGUCUUGUCAGUGGGAUCAAUUCAUGCAUCUUCCUCUCUCGCAUCAUGCAAGUAGUCGGUUUCCUGACCCUCACUUACAGAUUGGACAUGGCGACAACCUUCCUCACUCUGAUCUUUGAUCUUGUCGUCUUUAUCCUGACACUGACUAAGACAUAUCGCCACAUCAAGGAUAUGCAAGAAUUCAAGCAGAUCAGCAUCGCAGAAGUGAUUUUGCGAGACGGAACGGCAUAUUUCUUGCUUUCUUUCCUGUGUGGUAGCGCUGCAGCAGUACUCUCCGUGUAUUCUGUCGCCACCCAGGAUAUGAGCUUGGGUUCAGGCGCCGCAUUCUUUCUAUUGCUGCAUCCGUACACGAUCAUGAUCCCAACAAUGCUCAUCAGCCGACUAUACCUAAAUCUGCGAACCUUCCAGGACGGCGAUAGUGACAACGCCGUGUCACCUCACGCGCACAGCGCACUCAAGUUCGCGUCGACUCGUAUACUCGGCAACAUCGGCGCUCCCUUGAAUAGCCUCGAUGGGUCCGAAGAGGAGCUUGAAUAUCCUGGCGACGGAGAGGUCGAUGAGCACCAUGUCAUUGGUGGUUCACAUGCCGAUUCGAAUGACCUCGGGAGGAGCUUGACCAUUGACAAUGGCGUGGCUCAGGACACGACUCUACUACCUGUGGUUUUCGGAAGGGAUGGACAAAAUGGCGGUCUUGAUAUCGAGAUGAUCCCUGGUCCAAGGCUCUAG